GUAAACGUUCCAAAUGUCCAAUUUCGGGAAGGGACUUCAUCUUUCUGGGUAGUAAUCCAAGGGGGUCUGACGCAGGAACUCCCUCAGAUCAGCGGAGUUUUUCAUUAGCUAGCAAACCCCCCUUUCCCUUCCUUUGUUUAAAUAAGCUCUUAUCUCCAACUUUCCCCCUCUUUCUCUUUUAUUUUUCUUUGUAAAUGAAAGAAAAAACAUCCCUUGAGAAGAGAGAACAGGAAUUCUUUGUUAUAUUUCUACUUAAAGUCAACUUCAACUGUUUUUAUUUUAUAAGAACUUCUAUGUAUAGAUAUUAUAUGUAUAGAGCUAUUUCUCAUACUCUCACCUCACUCGUGCUGGUUACCAACUGCUUUGGGAUUCAAGAGACUGAACUGAAAGAGAGAGAGCAAAGAAAGUGGAGCGUACCGCCCCCCCAAGAUUUCCUCCCAGUAAAUGGCCAAUCCCUCUCUGCAAAGGACUUAAGAACUUACAAUACCAGAACAAGGAUACCCUAACUUGUCCUAAGAUGCCACCCAGCAGAAGCAUAUAUUCCCAUUUCAGCCAAGGUCUUAAGUCCUAUCGGGGGUCUAGGCAGCUGUCUCAGAUUACCAAGAAUGAAAGCUUUGCUAUAAGUCCAAAGGAUGUGGAAAAGACAAAGAUUAAGAUCACAGAAGAUAGUCCAGGACCUGGACAGAGCUUUAGGUACAUGGAGAAGGAAAUCACAAACCUCAAGAAAGACCUCCAGCAUAGCCGCUACCUGAUCCGAUCAGUGAAAAUGGGCCAAAGUUAUUUCGACAUUUUGAAGGCGGAGAGUGCACUAAGAAAGAAAAUCUUGAUGGACAAAAAGAGAGAAGAAGAGGAGAGAAACAGAUUUCAGCCUCCAAAAAUGCCUGCUGCUGAAACCAGUGAUGUUAGCCUGAACUUAUAUGAUGGAGUAAAAAAAGAAGGAGGUCCAGAUGUUAUCCUACGACCUUUCAACCCAGUACACAACUGUCUGAUCUCACCCUCGCUAUCCCAGGCCCAAAUAGAACCCCUCUUUCGGCAACUCUGUGCCCUCCACUGGCUCCUGGAGGCAUUGACCAUCGACCACAACCACCAUGGCAUGAAACCAUUGAUAACCUGCUGGAACGAAAAGGACCCUGGAGGCAGCAAAAGUACAUUAAAAAAAAUCAAUAAGGAAAAGGUGAUGUUGCACAAAUGGGAGCACUUCGUCAUGCCGCCCAAGUCCAAGAAAUAUAAAAUGCCAGGUCCCCGAAUCAUGACCGCCCGGAAGGCAAGCCGGAAGGCAUCGACCAUCAGUCUUACCCGUACAAGUGGAGGGUCAUCUCCCCAGAGCAGCAUGCUGUCGGUGAACCCUCCUGGCUCGGAUGAGCCCCAGAGCACUGUAACCCUGGGUACCAGCAGUAAAGAUCUGGAUGACAAUGAGUCUUCAUCCACGAAGGCAGAUGAUGAUAACAUUCCCAUCAGUCUUCAGAAACUCAUGGAGAUGGUGCGUGAAGAUGCCAGAAGAACAGUCUCUGCAGAGGAGGAUAAUUACAAAAAGUAUGCCAGCACUGUGUCCAUCCUCAAGCCCUCCCUGAAGAGUGAUAUGGAGAAUGCCCAAAAGACGAGAUCUGGAAAGUUAUUCAAUCCUGUGUCAGUGGGACGGGCCUUCUCUAACCAGGCCUUCUCAGUCAUAACCGAGAAGUCAAGUAGUAGCAGUACAGACAGUCUCCGACGGCCUAAAAGCUAUCCUGGUGGUGUUUCAGAAGCCAAGAGCAACAUAUGUGCCAACAUGAGAGCCAAGUUUUUCAGCAUCGCACAGGAGGCUGGUUUCUGUUUGCAAGACAGACUAGAAAUCCUCACCAAGAGACAGGAAGAAAGAGGCAUCCAGAAGUUUUUUGCUUUCACCGUGGUCUCCAAUUUUCAUGACGACAUAGAAAAAAUGAGACAUCCAAUCACUAUAACAAGAGGAGAUGCUGAAGAAAUGGCUAACCACUGGUAUUUUGAUUUAUUAUCUAAACUCCCGGAAGACUUAAAGAAAUAUCGUCCUGCCAAGAAAAUCCUACAGAAAUUGCAAAAGCAUGGAGAGAAUUUGGAUCUCAGAAUCCGUCCGCACGUGCUCCUGAAAGUGCUACAGGACCUCCGUACGUGGGAAAUAUGCUCCCCUGACAUCGCCGUGGCCAUCGAGUUUGUACGAGAACAUAUUGUCCAAAUGCCUCAAGUAGACUAUAUCAAGUGGCUUCGGGCUCGGGUCAACCUUCCCGUGCGAAGCUUCAGCGCCCCACCCCCAUAGGGCAGCCAAAGCCAGAGACCAAGAAAUGGCCCAGACUGAUAAUGGGAACACUAUUGAGGAAGAUGGGGAAUGUAGGUGGAAGCGUGGGAAUCUUUGGGCGUUUGGUGCCCAGAGAGAAGAUGCUGAGAGGAAGAAAGCCAAUUCCGCCUGCUUCCCAGACCUGAUCGGAGCUCCCAAGCUUCUCAUUCCCUGCAAGGCCUGACCAGCUGGACUUCAGCUUCCAUCCCACUUUGGAGCCCUUUCCACACCAGAAGCCAUGCUCCAGAGGUGGUCUGCCACUGGGGCUCUGUUUUCCAAGAAGCUGGCCUUUUGCGACCCCCCCCCGGGCUCCUCCAAACCACUUACCUCCCUCCUCUCAGGUCCAUCACUCUAGUGUUCUAUCAGGUUCGGCCCAGUUCCACCAAUUCCCAUCGAAUGCAAUUUAUUGUUGGUAAUAAAAUGAAAAUGAAUAUCGGACACGUAGAAA
Antechinus flavipes (yellow-footed antechinus) is the source of this 2732-nucleotide messenger RNA. RefSeq names its product coiled-coil domain containing 60 (gene CCDC60). Bases 518 to 2266 code for a protein of 582 amino acids. The record is from RefSeq and is a predicted model, not a curated record. NCBI's taxonomy places the organism in Eukaryota, Metazoa, Chordata, Mammalia, Dasyuromorphia, Dasyuridae. The transcript has 16 exons.